Molecule: messenger RNA, 2361 nt
Organism: Pseudozyma flocculosa PF-1
Lineage: Eukaryota; Fungi; Basidiomycota; Ustilaginomycetes; Ustilaginales; Ustilaginaceae
Exons: 5
Coding region: 1-2361 (786 amino acids)
Biological process (GO): intra-Golgi vesicle-mediated transport
Cellular component (GO): COG complex
Source: RefSeq, a predicted model, not a curated record
AUGUCGUCGGCAGCAACAGCAACACCACCAGCGGCGAAAGCGACGGCGGCGACAAUGGCGUCCAUGCCCAGCGACCCUUCCUCGUCGUCGUCUUCGUCGUCGUCGACGGCGCUCCCCUCGACCCACCCCAUCAGCCGCCGCAUCAGGUCCAUCCUCGUCCAGCCCACCCAGAACGAGGCCAACCUGCGACACGCCCUCGAUACCCUGGCGCACCUCUACCCGGCCCGCCCCUCUGCUGCGUCCCCGGCCGACAUCGAUGCCGCCGUCGCUGGUCCUUCAAAGCACCCGCGUCCCGCCCCCGUCGACACCGCUCGCGCGCGGCGCAACGUCGAGCGCGAUGCCCGCAAACGCAUCCUCGGCGCCACCGACGACCUCAUCGCCCUCCUCGGCACCGUCGACGACGCCCUCACCCACCUCGGCCACGACGUCGACCGCAUGCACGCCAGCUGCGACGACGUCGAGUCCCGCCUCCGUUCCGCCGCCAUCUCCAGCCGCUACCUCGUCGAGCACGCAGAGGGCCUCGAGCGACAGCGCCAAGCCACCCAGCUCCACCGCCACCUCUCGUCGCGCUUCCUCGACCGCUUCACCUUGUCCUCCGAGGAGCGCGACGCCAUCCACUCGCGCCAGGUCCGCGUCGGCUCGCGCCUCUUUGCCGCCAUCGACCACCUCGACCGCAUCCGCGCAGACUGCCGCAUCCUCCUCGAGGGCUCCGACCCCAACGGCGUCGGCGGCGGCACCCGCGCCGCCACCGACAUCAUGGCCGCCACCGCUCAGGACCUCGAGCUGGCCUACCAGAAGAUCUUCAAGUGGUGCUCGUUCGAGUUCCGCCAGCCCGUCAAGGAGGGCCUCGAGGUGUCGCGCCACCUCCGCGAGGCCGUCCAGCGCCUGAUGCGCGCCCGCCCCGACCUCCUCCGCCAGGCCCUCUCGACGCUCGUCGCCACGCGCUCCUCGAUCCUGACAAACGCCUUUGUCGCCGCCCUCACCGUCGGCGGGUCCGCGCCCACCUACCUGCCGCGGCCCAUUGAGCUCCACGCCCACGACCCGCUCCGCUACGUCGGCGACAUGCUCGCCUGGAUCCACCAGACGCUGGCCAGCGAGCGCGAGUUCCUCACGGCCCUCUUUGGCGAAAAGGAGGGAGAGGGCGGCAGGCGCAUCGGUCAGCGGCGGCGCGGCCUCGAGGGCAGCGUCGACCUCUCGGCGUCGCUGAGCGGCGGUGCGGGUGAUGCGGCCGCCAUGGGACCGGGCGAGGCGCUGGUGCGCGAGGUGCUCAACCGCAACCUCGAGGGGUGCUGUCGGCCGCUCAAGAUCCGAGUGCAGCAGACGGUGCGGUCGCAAGAGGGCAGCGUGACGACCUACCGCCUGGCCCACCUGGUGCACUUUUACCGGCAGACGAUGGAAAAGACGAUCGGCACAAAGGCGGUGCUGAGCCAGACGCUCGCCGAGAUCUCGACGACGUCGCUCUCGGCCUUUUACGUGACGCUGGAUCGCCAAGCCGCCGGUCUAUCCCGGUUCGACGAGGCGCCCGACGCCGCGCUGUCGGCGCCGCCGCCGCUGGUGGGCGUAUCGGCGACGCUCAAGGAGCUGCUGGCAGAGUACCAGCGUUCCCUUGCCGACGUCGACGUUUCGCUUGCCACGACGACGACGACGACCUCGCAUGGAGGGCAGGGGGCCGAGCGCGGGCUGGACGAGUUUGAUACGAUCCUCGAGAAACUCGUCGAUCCCAUGCUCGACCUGUGCAGGCGCAUGGCCAGACACCUCUCCAGGCCAACCCCGGCGACGGCGACGGCGGCGGCGGCGAAGGCGGAUGCUGCUGCUCCUGUCGCUGCAGAACGACGAGGAGAAACGGGGAGCGAGACGUGGGAAUCGGCCGUGUUUCUCGAAAACUGCUACGCCUUCAUCCUCGAUCUGCUGAGACCGUACGGCUUCACAAAGGCCAAGGUCGAAGAGAUCCAAGACGAAAUGAGGGGCAGGAGAGAGGUCCUCGUCGAUCUACACCACGCGAUGCUAUUGCAACGAAGCGGACUAGCCCCGCUCCUCUCUACACUACACGAUCCGACCAUCUCGCCACCGCUCUCGCACCACCCAGAGACGACGCCGACGAGGGUAUCCGCGUACCUGGGUACGUUUAACGAGUUCCUCGCGUCGCCCGAGGUCAUUUCGCCCUCGUCGCACCUGGCGCGCCUCGACGCGCCCACGACGCGCGCGCACGUGCACACGGCGGUGCUGUCGCGGCUGACGGACGAGUACGGAGAGGUGGUCGAUGCGCUCAAGGACCCGCGUAACCGCUUCGAGUGGAAGGAGACCCUCGUCCGUCGAUCCAAGGACGACGUGGCCCUCUUGCUCGGUCUCCAGUCGUCGUAA